AUGCUGUUUCGCUCCGCUUACGGAUCAGUGCUUAGCCACUUCCGCACAAUGACGAUGGAGACAAAAAGCAUUGUAACAGACACCGGGCGUAAUGUGGUGGUACUCAACGUGCAGAGCCGCGCUACUACCGUUGGGCCCCGCUACGACAUGGAAUAUGUCUUCAUACUGCAUGCCACGCCAGAUGCGAAGGCGCUUCAUCGCAUUGAAGAGUUCAUAGAUAGUGCCACGGCGAAGACGCAGUGGGCGCAGCUGCAGGAAGCCAUUGCUAUGCGGGGGGAAGCGCGGAACGGGUAA
This is a messenger RNA of Didymosphaeria variabile, 294 nucleotides long. RefSeq lists its product as uncharacterized. The transcript is spliced from 2 exons. The coding region runs from base 1 to 294 and encodes 97 amino acids. NCBI's taxonomy places the organism in Eukaryota, Fungi, Ascomycota, Dothideomycetes, Pleosporales, Didymosphaeriaceae. The record is from RefSeq and is a predicted model, not a curated record.